Messenger RNA from Cutaneotrichosporon cavernicola, 5067 nucleotides. RefSeq lists its product as uncharacterized. Lineage: Eukaryota; Fungi; Basidiomycota; Tremellomycetes; Trichosporonales; Trichosporonaceae. Bases 1 to 5067 code for a protein of 1688 amino acids. The record is from RefSeq and is a predicted model, not a curated record. The transcript has 21 exons. Gene Ontology annotation, molecular function: ABC-type transporter activity; ATP binding; ATP hydrolysis activity. Gene Ontology annotation, cellular component: membrane. Gene Ontology annotation, biological process: transmembrane transport.
AUGUCAGCGAGCGGCCCAGUGCCCUACUCGGUGCUCAACCUCUGCCGCGUCGGCUUCGCCGGUGCAGUCGCAGUUGCGAGCGCUCUAUACCACGUCCCCUUGGUGCACAGGACACUCUCGCCGUGGUUCAACGACACCCUUCCUCUGUGGAAGAUUCCCUCAGAUGUGGACGCCAAGGUCGCGAUCCAGCGCGCUCACAAGUGGAUGCCGCACACGAUUGUCUAUGUUCUCAUGGUUGGCCUGAACACUGUCGGCCUUGUACUGUGGGCCGUUGUGUUCGGCGACCGCCUCGCCAACGCUGUCAACAUGCACUCGGUUGGGUGUCGCGACGUCAUGCUCGCUGGGUUCACCGCUCUACUCUGGGGUGGUCUACUCAUGCGCGCGCUCGUUCGUCCGCCGGUCGUUCCCCCCUGGUCCGCGCUCGUCAUUUACAUCGUGUUCUGUGUUUCGGCCACCCUCGCCUUCCUCGACAUCGGGUAUGUGCGCAUCGUCUAUGGCUCCAAACCUGAGUGGGCGACGCCAGCAGAAAUCGUGCUUGAGGGAACCACUGGUGUCAUCUCGUUCAUCCUCGCUUUUGUUGCUGGCCUGCUGCGCUUCAACUCACCCGUCACGCUCGGCAGGGCGGAGCACGUUAGCUACGACGACCAGGUGUCGUUAUGGCAGUGGCUGACGUUCUCGUGGAUGAACCCCUUCAUCAUGAAGUGGUCAUCGACCCCCAUGAACGAGGAAGACCUCCCCACGCUCUCAGAGACCUUGUGCACGCGCCAGCUCUUCGAAUUGUUCAAGACUAUCCGCAAGAGCAAGCUCCUCUAUAAGAUCCUUGCGGCCAACCGCUUCGAUGUCUUCAUGGACUGCCUGUUCACUCUCACGUCUGUCAUCUUCAAUUAUCUAUCGCCCUUCUUCCUGAAGAAGAUUCUCGACGGCGUUACGUCGGGGUCGUCCAAAGACAUCACACAGGCCUACCUGUAUGCAUUCGCUGCCCUGCUGGCGAGCAUCCUCAAGGCCGUGUCGGACAUGAUCCACCUGUGGCACAGCCGCCGUGCCAACGUCCGCAUCCGUGCCCAGCUGAUCUCGGCAAUCUACCACAAGGCUCUUCUGCGCAAGGACACCGCGGGCGUUGUGGCACCUAAGGAGAAGGAAGAGGCGACAGGCAAGGACAAGGACAAGGACAAGGCGAAGGACGGCGGAAAGUCCAAGGGCGGCAAGAAGGACAAGAAGGAAGAGGAGAAGCCCGAGACGGCCGACACAGGCAAGGUGGUCAACCUCAUGUCGACCGACGCCAACAUGGUCGCUGGCGUCUUUGCCAUGGCGUACUACCUGUACUCGACCCCCAUUGAGAUCGUCGUCGCCUCCGUCUUCCUCUAUCAGAUUCUCGGCUGGUCUGCGUUUGCCGGCAUGGGGGUUCUUCUCGUUGCGACGCCUAUCAACUCGUAUCUCUCCAAGAGGGCUAUGCGCAUUCAGAAGGACCUCCUCAAGGCGAGAGACAAGCGGAUGACAGUCAUGAACGAGCUCAUCAGCGGCAUCAGCUUCAUCAAGUUUUUCGCGUGGACCGAGAAGUGGAAGCAGCGCGCACAGGACGCUCGUAACAACGAGCUCUCGCAGAUGAUCCGUUCCAUCAUCAACAGCAUGUUCUUCCAGUUAAUGUGGAUGCUCGUUCCCAUCUUCGUAACUCUCAGCGCUUUCUUCUGCUACAUCUACUUCGCUAAGAAGGACCUCACCAUCUCCGUUGCGUUCACGGCACUUACGCUCUUCAACAUGCUCCGCACUCCGCUCAACGCGGUGCCCAUGUUCAUUGUCUGGUUCCUGCAGGCUGGUGUAUCCGUGAAGCGUACGCAGGACUUCUUCGAGGAAGACGAGGUCCCCGAGUGGGUGUCGUCUCUCAAGGGCCAUGAUGACGGGUCCACCAAGGACACCAAGAUCGGGUUCAAGAAGGCGACGCUCAAGUGGAAUGCGGGCGCACAGGAUGAGGCGGACGCCAAGAACGGCACAGCUGAGCCGCCGCUUAUUGAGGUCACCGACACCGACGCCGACACCGACACUACGCAUGACGUCGAGAGCAUGGAAAACGCCGUAUUUGAGUUGUCUGACAUUACGAUCGACUUCCCUGUCGGCAAGAUGUCCGUCGUUUCCGGGCCAACCGGUGCGGGCAAGACGGCCAUCCUCGUCGGGCUCCUCGGCGAGAUGGACCUUGUCGAGGGCGAGUCGUUCCUUCCCAAGCAUCAGUCUCAGGUCGACCACUCAACGGGGCUGCGCAACUCGUGCGCGUACGCGGCUCAGACGCCCUGGCUUCAGCAGCAGUCGAUCAAGGAGAACAUCCUGUUCGGCGAGCCUCUCGACGAGAAGCGUUACGGGGCUGUCGUAGACGGUUGCGCUCUCCGCACCGAUUUUGACAUCCUCGAGGACGGUGACCAGACUGAGAUCGGUGCCAAGGGAGUUUCUCUCAGUGGUGGUCAGAAGGCUCGCGUGGCUCUCGCACGCGCUGCUUACUCGUACACCCAGCACGUCCUGCUUGACGAUCCACUUGCUGCUGUUGACUCGCACACUGCCAAGCACCUUGUUGACAAAUGUCUCAACGGACCGCUUUUCAAGGGUCGCACCAUUAUUCUCGUGUCACACCACCUUGAUCUACUCCUUCCAACGGCCGACUACCUUGUGCGCAUUCUCGACGGCCGUGUCGACUGCCAGGGUACGCCCAAGCAGCUGCAGGAAUCUGGCGAACUUGACGGCAUUGUUGCGAUCGAGGACGCCACUGCUGCGGCCGAAGAACUAGUUACUGCCGACAAACCAGAGGAGGAGGAGGCUAAAGACCUCGCCGAACAGGACGCCAAGAAGGAUGGACCCGCUCGAAAGCUCGUCAAGGACGAGGAACGUGCAGUUGGCAGUGUCAAGCUGAACACGUACCUGCUCUACUUCCGGGCCGCCACGUGGACGGCCUGGGCGCUCUUCUUUGCGAUUCUCAUUAUAUCGCAGGCAUUCGGGCUGCUCGACAAGCUGUGGCUCAAGUGGUGGGGCGAGCACUACGAGAGCAAGCUGUACUCGCUCUUCACGUUCGGUGCUCCCCAGUCGCUCGACCACGCCUUGCAGGUUUACCACAAUGCUGCACACCACAUGGUCCAUUCGUCAUCAUCAACCGCUGCAAACAGCACCGAAGGCCCUCUGUUUACCAUUCAGGCUUCGCCACCUUUCAACUUCCCUUCAGCUGAUGACCACCCUGGAUAUUACUUCGGCGGCUAUUCGAUCAUCAUGGUCGGCUCCGCGAUGCUUAUGGUCCUGACCAACGCCAUCGGCGCUUGGGGUUCGUACCGUGCCGCCAAGUCGUUGCACGAUCGCCUCCUUAACUCUGUCGUGCACGGCACUGUCAGGUUCUUCAACACCACGCCCGUCGGCCGCAUCAUUAACCGCUUCUCCAAGGACAUCGAAACUAUCGACAUGAGACUCAAUUCCAGCUCCAGGACUGUCAUUACGUUCACAGCGUCGCUGUUGUUCACGCUCGGUAUGAUCGCGUUCAUCAUCCCGGAGUUCAUUAUCGCGGCGGUGUUCAUCAGCGCUUUGUAUUACUACUACACCCUGCUCUACCUUCGCACCGGCCGCAGCCUCCGUCGUCUCGAGGCGACGACCCGCUCGCCAAUAUUCUCUGGGUUUGCUGAGCUCCUCGACGGCAUCAUCUCUGUCCGCGCCUUCUCAGCUGAGCGCCGCAUGUUCACAAAGCUGUGCGACCAGGUUGACCUGUCGAACUCGGCGUUCUACUACUACUGGAUGACCAACCGCUGGCUCCUCCUGCGCUUUGACUGUCUUGGAGCGGCCGCUGUCUUCAUCACCACUCUUCUGGCGCUCAGCCCCGCCGUUGGUGCUGGUUUCGCCGCUGUCGCGAUUACUAGCUCGCAGAGCUUCGUGAUGGCCUGUUACUGGCUCUCGCGUUUCUGGGGUGAGAUGGAGAUGGACUUCAAUUCGGUCGAGCGUGUUGAGGAGUACCUCAGGAUUUCCUCGGAGCCUGCUGGUGUCAUUCCCGACAGCCGUCCGCCACCGGGCUGGCCGUCGUACGACAAUCCAGACACGUUCAUCAGUGCGCAGGACCUCGAAAUCAAGUAUGCGCCUGAGCUGCCGACUGUCUUCAAGGGCUCGUUCGACAUCAAGGCGGGCGAGAAGAUCGGCCUCAUUGGGCGAACGGGUUCGGGCAAAUCUACGAUUGCCAUGAUGAUGCUGCGCUUCACUGACCCUGCGUCGGGCCAGCUCUUGAUUGACGGGGUGGACAUCACCUCGAUCGGUGUGGACGACUUGCGCUCCAAGAUCACGUAUAUCCCACAAGACGCUGUGCUGUUCUCCGGCACGAUCCGCGACAACCUUGACCCCUUCGGCGAGCACACAGACUCGGAGCUGCUCGAGACUCUGCAGCGUGUCAAGCUCAUUACUGGUCAAACGCCUGCAGGCAGCCGCAAGGGCUCCACUCGCAACCUCACUGCGCUGGCCGAAAUCGACGGCCCGCCUCACAACCGGCUCACUCAGCUUAUAGAGGAGGAGCGUGCCGGCGGCCGUAGGUCUGGUACUUCGUCUGGUCGGGCGUCUGGCGCUCAGACACCCACGUCGCGCGUCCACAUCACUCUCGGCACGGAUGUGUCGGCUGGCGGCGCCAACUUCUCUCAGGGCCAGCGUCAGCUCGUCGCCAUGGCACGCGCACUCCUACGCCGCUCGAACUUGAUCAUUAUGGACGAGGCAACCGCCUCAGUCGACUUUGAAACGGACGAGGCGCUCCAGAAUGCCAUCCGGACCGAGUUCAAGGACUCGACUCUGAUCACCAUUGCCCACCGCCUGUCGUCUGUCGUCGACUACGACCGUCUGCUCGUGCUGCGUGACGGCUCGGUUGCCGAGUUUGACACCCCAAUGAAUCUUCUCCGUCGUGACGACAGCAUCUUCAAGUCCAUGGCGCAGAGUUCGGGCAAGUAUAGAGACCUGUAUGCCACCGCCGAGCGCAAGGAGAAGGCAGACAGGGAGAAGGCUGGUGAGGACGUGAGCGACGCACAAGACUCGAGCGCCUCCUCGGCUCAAGGUGACGUGACGGUGGACGCGUAG